Messenger RNA from Culicoides brevitarsis, 1384 nucleotides. RefSeq names its product endoplasmic reticulum-Golgi intermediate compartment protein 2. Gene Ontology annotation, cellular component: endoplasmic reticulum; membrane; COPII-coated ER to Golgi transport vesicle. The record is from RefSeq and is a predicted model, not a curated record. Gene Ontology annotation, biological process: retrograde vesicle-mediated transport, Golgi to endoplasmic reticulum; endoplasmic reticulum to Golgi vesicle-mediated transport. Lineage: Eukaryota; Metazoa; Arthropoda; Insecta; Diptera; Ceratopogonidae. The transcript has a single exon. Bases 94 to 1320 code for a protein of 408 amino acids.
CCUGUGUUUGCAUUCAAGUCUUAAAAAUUAAUUUUUGACGUCAAUUUUUUGCUAAAAUUAAGUUUUUUUGUAAUUUUAAGGACAAAAUCUUCCAUGGCGGAUACUUUGAGACAGCGGAAGGUUCAACAGGAGCCCGAAAAAACCACAAAUAGUGCAAUAGAAGCGGUAAAAAAGCUCGAUGCAUUCCCCAAGAUUGCCGAAGAUUACGUGGAAUACACGACAGUUGGUGGUGGCAUCUCCAUUCUCAGUCGCAUCAUCAUUCUCAUCCUAAUUUACACCGAAACGCGAUAUUAUCUCGAGAAAAAGUUGCUUUUCAAGUUCGAACCGGACACGGACUACCUCUCAAAGCUCAAAAUUAACAUAGAUCUGACGGUGGCGAUGCCUUGCAAGUCCAUCGGCGCCGAUAUUUUGGACUCUACGAACCAGAAUGUCUUCUCGUUUGGCAUUUUGGAGGAAGAAGAUACCUGGUUCGAGUUGUGUCCGAACCAACAAAUGUACUUUGACUACAUCCAGCAUCUCAAUAGUUACCUGCGGGAGGAAUAUCACUCCAUUGCUGACGUUUUGUACAAAGGCGAGCAACAAGAAACGAUUUACACGAUGCCAAAACGCACCCGAGUGCCUGACAAGCCAUUCGAUGCGUGUCGCGUUCAUGGCUCGCUAACGCUCAACAAGGUUUCCGGGAAUUUUCACAUCACCGCCGGACGAAGUUUGCACUUCCCGAAUGGGCAUAUUCAUUUAAAUUUGGUUUUCGACUCUCCGGCGCUGUCGAAUUUCUCGCAUCGGAUUCAUAGGUUCUCGUUUGGAACGCAUACCUCGGGAAUUGUUCAUCCGCUGGAAGGAGAGGAAAAAAUCUUGACUGAUCCGUCGACGAUGAUGCAAUAUUACCUGGAAGUCGUACCAACGGAUAUUCAAUCGACUUUUAGCAAAGUCCAGACAUUCCAGUAUUCCGUGAAGGAAAAUGCGCGUGUGGUUGACCAUUAUGGCGGAUCGCAUGGCAUCCCGGGACUUUAUUUUAAAUACGAUAUGUCAGCGCUGAAGGUCAUUGUUCACUUGGAUCGCGAUAAUUUGGUGCAAUUUAGUGUGAGAUUGUGUUCGAUCAUCGCGGGAAUUGUCGUAAUUUCGGGUUUAGUCAACAGUUUUAUUCAAUUUACGUUCCGGAAAUUCCUAAAAACGAUUUCGCCGCAACUGGUACAACACAUCCAAGACGCACAAAGACACAAUUUGAAAGUUAAUCCCGUCCCACAGCCAAGUAUGAAGCCUCAAAGCAAUCUCCUGAUCGAUGUCGGCAAUGCAGCUAUGAAAUCUCCGCUACUGCAAUAAAUUUUUAAAUAAUUUUAUUAAGAUUUUAAGAAAAAAAAAACGUAAAAAAUUGAUUUUUAUUUCU